This is a messenger RNA of Lytechinus variegatus (green sea urchin), 2011 nucleotides long. RefSeq lists its product as uncharacterized. The transcript is spliced from 8 exons. NCBI's taxonomy places the organism in Eukaryota, Metazoa, Echinodermata, Echinoidea, Temnopleuroida, Toxopneustidae. Bases 304 to 1308 code for a protein of 334 amino acids. The record is from RefSeq and is a predicted model, not a curated record.
CCCCUGUACCCAACGAGAGAGCGGCCAUCAAGGUGAAGAGCGGCUUGUAAAAGAAGGGUGCAGGAUCAAUCUUUAAAAACGUCGUUUAAGGAUCUCACAAUUCAUUGUCUACACGGAUUAUCCUGUGAAAGAUAAUACACAAGAGGCGGACUGUACCAGGUCAGAAGAAAAACAAGGGACUCUAUAGGACUGGUGCUUGUACUUUCCAAUCGGGGGUUUCAGGGAGGUACAUUUUGAACGGGAAAUUACGUGAAUAUCUAAAAGAAAUUAGGUGAUACCAGUUUUCUAGAAAUUGAAUUCGAAAUGUCUUCCGAAAAUGACAACAAGUUUUGUAUGCUGGUUCUCUUGGUGUGCUGUGCCUUCAUCAUCGCGACAGUGGGUGUGGUUCUCGGAGCCCUGAGCCUGGCCCAGGUUGGGUUGAACGGAAGGGCAGAUUAUAACAUCUAUGCUGGGAGCAGUGGGGGCACGACCGGGGAUAGUGGCGUCGACAGCGGCGUUUCAUCACCGUCCUCUUCCUCUGACGAUAAAGUUUGGCUCUUUGCUAUCGGGGACUAUGACAACCGAUUGGAAUACUUGGAUCCUGUGUCAAACCAGUUGAAAGGUUACAAUGCAGACAUUAUCGAUGCAGUUUGUGAUAUCGCAAAUAAGAAUUGUGAAUUGGUCUGGGAUGUAUACAGCAACUGUUGGGAGAGCCCUGCUAAUGAGAGAGCCAGAGGGGGAGUUGGUUUGAUGGCAAACUGGUACACCGCCUGCACAGGAUGGAUACAAACUUAUGAACGUCUCCUCACCUUCGGUUUCACACGACCCUUUUCACAGAAGGGAAAGGUCGCCCUCUAUGCCGCGAGUGGAAGCAGUCAGGAUUACUCCGAUCUCUCGGGGCUCAGAGUUGGUUUUCUAGCAACGUGGUUUUCUGACGCCCCUUGCCUAGCUCGCUACACGACUGAUCCGUCUUAUCCAAUUGCGGGUGCUGAUUUACCAUCGGAUAGUCAAAAGAUCACGUACGAUACGGCUGAAGAUCUCAUUGCUGCCGUGCAGAAUGGAGAUGUGGAUGUUGCUUUCAGUGUCCGCCGGCCCCAACUCGACGAUGCCCUGGAAACUAUUUCUCCCGCGGAUUUCCCAAAUAACUGUGAAGCGGCUGGUGGAAGCAUGAUGACUUCGAAGUCGAACCAGGAAUUCAUCCGCUGGUGGGACGACGCUUUCAGUAGACUGGUUGGGACCAGCCGUUACGACACGAUUUGUCAAAAUAUCGUUAACGAGCACGGAGACAUUCCCGGUUCUACUGCCACAGACAUCUGCAUUGGUUACUAAAUAAGCAAUCAUCUCGUACACCAUGAUCGAGCAAGUGAAAUUCCAGAGGACCUCCUCACAUAGCAACAACAUAAUGUUUAUUUUUUCAAAUACAUUUUGAUGAUAUCAUUUAGAAGAGAUCGGUGAUGAAUAUGCCAAUGUCAAAAAGUCAAGAUUUUGGGCUCGUGGAAUCGCCUUAAUUGAGAAACGGAAAUAGUUCGAUAUUAACAUAAAUAAGGUAAAGAGGUUAAAAAAAUGGAACACAAUGGUCGGCCUAAAUUGGCCCAGUUUUGGAAUUCAACGGAAAUUUAUAUUGCUCCUCCACCCACCCCAGCCCUGUCAAUUUUCCAAAAAGCAGUAGAGAAAAUCGUAAUACCAAGUCUUUUAUAAUUAUGCCAGAUUUGUUUUGAAAUUAAUUCAAAUUCAAUUGUAUUGACCCUCUACUCGCUCUGUUCGCACGCUCUUCAUUUUUCUAAUGCAUUAUCAUAAUUAUGCUCGAUAUUCUCAGUUUUAAUUACCAUCACCUAAAUUGUAGUUUCAGAUGCAUUAUGAUGAUGUUCAUGUAUUUUUAAAUGUAAAUUUUUGAAAAUUUUAUUUACAUAUUUUUGUAUAAGUAUACAAUCAGUAGAUCGCAAAUACUUGGGUAGAAAGAGAUUUUCGUUAUGAGCAAAAAUGUGAAUUUAGUAGGUUUAAAGAUAAAGUGCAUGGCGUGGUAUGAAGUCAA